Molecule: messenger RNA, 2530 nt
Organism: Asparagus officinalis (garden asparagus)
Lineage: Eukaryota; Viridiplantae; Streptophyta; Magnoliopsida; Asparagales; Asparagaceae
Product: probable serine/threonine-protein kinase PBL23
Exons: 5
Coding region: 41-2284 (747 amino acids)
Biological process (GO): protein phosphorylation
Molecular function (GO): ATP binding; protein kinase activity
Source: RefSeq, a predicted model, not a curated record
GCCGUCUUCGAUGGGCUCUCGCCUUUCCUUAUAGAAGAAUAUGGGUUAUUUUCUUUGUUUCAAAUCACCGGAGGAAUCAAAGGAGACGAAAAAGAGCUGGAAAUGUUGGAGAGGGAAACAGCCGAAAGAGGAAGAAGCGUCGAGGAAGAGAAAAAGGAGGGAAUUCUGCGGUUUAUGCGGUAAAGAACCAUCGAAGGAAUCAUCAAAGUCAGAAGGAACGCCAAGGGGGAAAGGGAAAUGUAGGAUAAAUUGUUUUUGUUCUGGUAAACCUUCGAAAGGGUCUAAAAAGAGCUGGAAAUGUUGGAAGAAGAAGAAAUCGUCGAAAGAUGAUGAGACGACAACAAGGAAGAGAAAGAGGAAGAGAAUGUGUUGUUUAUUUGGUGGAAGAAAGAAAGAUGAAGAAACAUCGAAAAAGGAUGAAGAACAGUCCAAAAAGACAGCGAAAUUUGGGAAAUGCUGCUUUCCUCGCGGUAAAUCCUCAGAGGAGGGGGGUAACCUAGAAAGAAGAAGAACAUUUAUGAAAUGUUGCUUUCCUCGCGGUAAAUCCUCAAAGGAGGAGGAUAAAUCUGAAAAAGGAGGAAAAUCUAUGAAGUGUUGCUUUCCUUGUGGUAAAUCAUCAAAGAAGGAUGAUAAACCGAAAAAAGGAGGAAAAUCUAUGAAGUGUUGCUCUCCUUGUGGUAAACCAUCAAAGGAGGAUAAAUCGAAACCAGAGGAGACAAAUGAAAGAAAAGGAGGGAAAUGCGUAAGUUGUUGCCCUUGUUGUGAGCCAUCAAAGAAGGAGAAACCGAAAGAAGACAGAGAAAAGACUAGUAAGUGUUGCGCGAAGAAAAGUUGCUUUUCUUGUCUAAAAUCAAAAAAUGGAAAAGAUGAGAAACCUUCGAAGAAAAAAGAAAAGAGGUGCAUGAAUUGUUUUCGUUGUUGUAGGCCAUCGAAGAAGGAUGGAUCAAGAGAUCGCAAAGAAAAGACCAGGGCUCGUUGCUCUUGUAUGAACUCACUCAAGAGCAAAUGUUGCUUUUCUUGUCCAAAAUCAUAUAAGAAGAGUACUUGUUCCUGUUCUUGCUUUUUUGGUUGCUCAUGUUGUACGAGCUCACCAAAAGAGAAGAAUGUAGACAAGCCAAAAGAGAAGAAGUUCUUUUGUCUGAAGAGGAAGGAGAAGGAAGACAUAAAUCAUCUGACAUGCCUUGUUAAGACUAUAUCCUUCAAGUCUGAUACCAAUAAGCGUAGAUCAGAAGCUGAAGAAAUUCUACGUAUCAGUAAUGUAAAUAUCACUGCAAGAGUGUUCACAUAUCGCGAACUGGCAGCAGCAACCAAUAAUUUUUCACAAGAAUGUUUAUUAGGCAAAGGUGGAUUUGGCAAAGUUUAUAAAGGAAAGCUUAAGGAAAUGGACAAAGUUGUAGCGGUUAAGAAACUUGACAGAAAUGGGUAUCAGGGUAACAGAGAGUUUCUGGUAGAAGUACUGAUGCUUAGUCUCCUCAGACAUAAAAAUCUCGUAAAUUUGCUCGGAUAUUGUUCUGAUAGCGACGAAAAGAUGCUGGUAUAUGAUUACAUGCCUCUUGGUUCACUGCAAGAUCAUCUUCUGGAUUUAUCUCCAACUAAUAAACCAUUAGACUGGAACAUGAGAAUGAAAAUAGCAUUCGGCGCAGCAAAAGGACUUGAGCAUUUGCAUGUCAUAGCCAAUCCUCCUGUUAUAUACAGAGAUCUUAAAGCAUCAAAUAUACUACUCGAUGAGGAUUAUAACCCGAGAUUAGCUGAUUUUGGCUUAGCUAAGCUCGGUCCAGUUGGAGCUCAAAAACAUAUAUCAACGAGAGUUAUGGGGACUUAUGGUUAUUGUGCUCCAGAGUAUGCAUUGACAGGUCAAUUGACAUUGAUGUCUGAUAUUUACAGUUUUGGUGUUGUGCUCUUGGAGCUGAUUACAGGAAGAAAGGCUAUGGACUCUACAAGACCAAGGAAUGAGCAAAAUUUAGUCGAAUGGGCAAUACCGCUCAUCAAGGAUAGAAUGAAUUUUACCCAAUUGGCUGAUCCAUUGCUCGAAGGAAAUUUCUCUGUGAAGGCUUUGUAUCAAGCUCUUGCACUUGCUGCAAUGUGUGUUAAUGAAAAGGAUAUUUUUCGACCAAACAUUAAAGAUGUUGUUAGUGCACUGAAGUUUCUGAGCAGAGAAAAUAACCAGUCAAGUUCAGAAGCACCUGAAAGUUCUGUCUCUGUGAAUGAAGCUUCUAACUGUAAUGAUGGAGACUCCCCAAAUUCAUCAUAUAGUGAUUGGCAACGUUGUUCAACAGAGAAAUGAAGUUAAAGCUAGAGUUUGAAGUGAUAUAUUAGAGUUGAGAAUUUGAAGUUUCAGGUUCAGGAGCUUGGAGAGGUGGGGGAAAUAAGUGAGUAUUUCUCCAUUUGUUGCUUUCUUGUGGGUAUGUUCCAACAUGAAGCAGCUUUUUAGACCUUUUUUUUCUUGUAAUUAAGUAUUUGCUGAUUCCUGCAGAAAGAAAUCAAGUAUUGCAGAUGGAUAAUGAAAUUUUGAAUGAAAACUGAUGUGUGA